AUGGAUCCAGCUCAUUCGUCUACUCCUUCCGCCCUUUCCGCCGCGAUUGACGGCAGCAGCGACGCGGCGUUAGAGGAGGCCAUCUCGUCCGCACAGACCGCCAUAGCGGGCCUCGUGCAAGCCGUCCACGUGGCGAAGCGCAAGCAGCUCCAGCUCCGCCGAUCGCGGGGAAACCGAAGCGACUCAGCGCGCGGCGAUCAAUCCCCCGUUACUGCAGUGACUCGCGCCGUGAACAACGGAACAACCACCUGUCCAAUCCACGCCGCAUAUUCCGCCUCUCCCGGCCCAGUAUGCAGGCCGCCUGUCCACUCCUCGCCGGCCUCCGCGGCAGCACCGGUCUCCGCCUUCCACAGCGGAGUCUCCGGGUUUGCUGGCGGGUCGAAUGCGGUUCCAGGCACUUCUGGCCGCUAUUUUCUACCAGCGCAUUUCGUAUCAGGCGAUAAUCGCGCCGCGAGCUGCGGCGGCGGCGCGAUGGGUGCUGCGGCUCUAUCAGGAGGCGGCAGCAUGUGGAGCCCCGUGAUUCCCGUUCCGCCGGCAUUCGCGGCGGGGUUCCACAUGCUGCCGCCCCCAGGGGUACCUUUCGCGGCGCCUCCGCCGGCGGCAGCCGCUCUGGCGGCUUUCCGCGGGUUUGACGGCGCUGCUGCCGCAGUUGCGCCGAGCGGAACCGCCAGUCCGUCGGGGGCAGUCCCUCUGGCGGGGAAGCGGCGUCGCGGGCGACCGCGCGGAUCAGGCGUGGGAAAUAAGCGGAGCAAAACGGCGGCGGUGGCGGCGGCGGCGGCGGCGGCGGCGGUUGUAGCGGGAGUGAAGCCGCUGGUCGCGUCUGCCACUGGCAGUGGUAGUGGCCGCGAGCUGAGUGCUCGGCGCAAGUCGCGCGGCGGGGACGACGGUAGCGCUGAUGCGGAGAGCGCCGAUUCCAAGAUUUCUGCGCAUUCAAAAACAGCGACGGAUGCGCCAGUCGCGGCAGAGGCGGCGGCAUCGGGCGCACAGGGCGCGCAGGGCGGGGGGACGCUGGGCGCGCAGGGCGCGGGGAUGUAUAAGGGCGUGCGGCAGCGGCGGUGGGGCAAGUGGGUGACGGAGAUUCGAGAGCCGAGCCGGCGGUCGCGCAUCUGGCUGGGGUCGUUUGACUCGUGGGAGGACGCGGCGCGCGUGUAUGACAUGGCCGCCUGGCUGCUGCGCGGGCCCAAGGCACAACUCAACUUCCCCCCGCCGCCGCCUCCUCCUCCUCCUCCCAAGGACAAGCCCUGCCACCCCGCCGCCGCUACAGCCGGUGCAGGUGAUGCAGUUGGUGCUGGUAAUGAUGAUGCGACAGUCGGCACGGCGGAAGGCUCUUCUGACAAAACCCCCCCGGCUCUCCUGCCCGUGCUGAUGCCGGCCGCUACAGCCGAGGCGCUGCUGACGGCGGCCCGUGGGUGCGCCACGUGGCAGGGCGCGGAGGACGCCAUUGCUGAGCUGGCAGCGGCGCUUAAAGCUGUGGAGGGCGAGGGGGGCAUGGUGGAGGUGACUGGUGGGGCGGCUGCUAGGCGCUUUGCGGCUGGAGAGUGGAUCGGGGAGCCGGCUGGGGCUGGUGCGGAAGAGUCUGGAGCGGUGGAGCGCGAUGCUGUGGGGGUGAAGGAGAGCGACUUGGAAGCGGCGUUGAAGCCACUGCUGGUUGGAGUGGAUGGGAGGAAGAAGGGGAGCGAGGAGCAGGAGAAUGGGAGCAGCUGUGAGGGGAUUGGGGGAGGUAGUGGAUCGGGCAGUGAGAAGAGCGUCGCGCCUUGCAAGAGCUUCUCUGGGAGCGACAGCGACGGCAGCGACAGCAGCGACAGCCUGCAGUCGUUUCUGGAGGGCAGCAAUGCCGGCAGCAUUGAUGCUGACGUGGAUGGCUCCACCGCUGGCUCCGCAUUCUCCUUCUGGCUGGACGGCGACUGCGACCUGGACUGCAUGCCCUCGCUGCUGCACGAGACGCCCCAUGACGAGCCCAUGACGAUGAUGAUGAUGGGCAAUCAUGCUGCUUUUUGCGAUGGCAUGGGCAUGCUGGAUGCUGUGCCGGCUGUAGCGGCUACAGCCAGCGGUUGCCUGGAUUCCUAUGAAGGGCCUGGUGCCGGGGUGUUUCAGCAGCUGGGCGAGUUCAGCCUGUGGGACCUCUAG
Closterium sp. Yama58-4 is the source of this 2127-nucleotide messenger RNA. NCBI's taxonomy places the organism in Eukaryota, Viridiplantae, Streptophyta, Zygnematophyceae, Desmidiales, Closteriaceae. The record is from the annotation of a GenBank genome assembly.